Messenger RNA from Gambusia affinis (western mosquitofish), 1261 nucleotides. RefSeq names its product GRIP1-associated protein 1-like. Gene Ontology annotation, cellular component: nuclear outer membrane; meiotic nuclear membrane microtubule tethering complex; lateral element. Gene Ontology annotation, molecular function: dynein complex binding. The coding region runs from base 115 to 1137 and encodes 340 amino acids. NCBI's taxonomy places the organism in Eukaryota, Metazoa, Chordata, Actinopteri, Cyprinodontiformes, Poeciliidae. The record is from RefSeq and is a predicted model, not a curated record. The transcript has 12 exons. Gene Ontology annotation, biological process: spindle localization; spindle assembly; telomere localization.
GUGCAGAACGGAAGACGUCCGACUUUCAACGGCCGCCAUUGGAAAAGUUCCUGACAACUGCCACACCUGUUGCUUCUAGGUUCUUGUUGCACAGGGGAGUACUUGGCCAGCCCGAUGGACAUUACAGAGGAAAAUAUCUCCCGAAUGGACAUGCUGGAGAAAAUCGCUGAGCUGGAUUACAGCCAGAGUCAGCUGAGGGAACUGAACACUGAGAUGAGGCACUGGCUGGAUGUUGCCGAUGACGACAUGGCAGUGCUGCGCUCAGAGAAUGCCAGCCUCAGGAAACAAGUGAAAGACCUGGAGAGGAUCUUCAGUGAGCUUCAACAGGUUGAAGUUGAACCUAGUGGGCCUCUGUUGCCCGAUGGCCUGGAUGAAAAUAAAAUCUGUGAAAAGAAGAUCCAGGAUUUGGAGCAGGAAACAUUAAAGGUCCAGGAAGAAAAUAAGGAGCUAAUCAUCAAGAUGAAGAUCCUUAAACAAGAACAAGAGCAAGACAAGAUCGCUUUAAACAAGCUCAGGACUGAAUUUGAAAAUCUUGAGAUUGGAGUGGAGGAGGUUCAACUAGAGCUGCAGCGAAGGGAUGAGCUGAUUCAUCAGAAAAACUCGCAGUUAAAGCACCUGGAGGAAACCGUGGAGGAAUAUUCAGAAGUCAUAAAGGACCUCAGGCUGACGAAGCAGGAGCUGAUCUACCAGCUGGAGGAGAGACGAGACGAGGCUUCAUUUGCUGCUGUGACUGAGGCGAUGAGAGAGGAGGGGAGACAGCCCAAUCCUCACCUGUCCAUAGCAGAGGAAAUCCACCAGCUCUUCUCAUCUGCUGGAAUGAAUUUCUGCACAAAUGAGACCAUGGAUUCCAUCUCUGAGGCGUCUGAUCUGGACAACAAUAUGGAGUCUGGUGAGAAGGAGCAGCUGGAAUCUUCCAUUCUUGCAACUAACCUCCAACCCAAACGUGGAAGCAGGUGUGCUGCUAUCUUGAGGGCCACCAUCCGGAAGCUGAUCAUGCUGUGUCUCUUCAGCGUGUGUGUUUUGGUCUUUAUAUUAUGUGGAUUUUGGGUUCGAAACGCUGGCAACUUUUUCAGCAACAGUUUGAUAAUGUUACCACCCUACGUCAGCGUCCAAUAUGAGGCAUUACCUCCCAUUUAAUCUAUCCUCGACCUGUUUCAGCUUGGAUCUCAGGUUCUGGUAAACAGCAGGAAUUUGACUUGAAGAACCUCUGUACAUGUAUGCUAAGCUAUAUUUACACAAAAGUAAAGUUGCAAAAUGGUCA